AUGAAUUUGGUCUUUCAAUUGCUGGAAACUAAGAGCCAGUAUGGUAUAUGCAUUGCUGCUACAAAGGUAGGUAUACAACCGCGUUGGCGGUAAACAUGGGGAAAAGUCAAACAAAAAUCUGCAUGUGCAAAAUAGAGCAAAUGUCCAUUCUCUUUAUGAAAAUCUUAAUCGAAUAACACUCCUGCUCUGAAGCAUGCUGUGCUCACGUCACCACAAUUUAAUGCCGUCACAUUUUUUCCCAUCCUUCCGGUCAUUUCGAGCAGACGUUUCCUCCCUUUUUCAAACAUGUCUUUUUAUUUUUUGAAAAGAAAAUAUGGCCAAGUGGCCUACACAUAAAAUGCAUUUUUCUCUCUUGCAAACGUUGAGAGAAAGGCAAAGGGCAAAAAGAUUGAGCUAAAUUCGCUUUUUACCAAUAUUUUAUGGGAAUUUGGGUUUUUCGCGGGGACUUUUUUUGUGACUGCGCAAUAUUUGAAGCUUUUUUGGAGGAAACAUGUGUGUGUCCAGAAUUCGUGAGCUUAAAAACCAAGUGUUAGGCUUAAAAGAGCAACUGAACUCGCUUGUUCGACUAUGUGGCAAACUCUUAAAAUUUUGUACAUUUUUGAUUGAUAUGUGGCUUCCAGCGUUUUUCUAAAGCUAAUUUAACUAAAUUUCCACCAUUUGCUUUGAAAAUUGAGUGAUUUUAAUUAUUAUUCAUCAACUGAUAUUUUGAAAACAGCAAUUUUGGGUCGCCACUGGGUUUUUCAGUACGAAAAGUUAAACACCUAACAAGUCGCUGGACUGGGGAUCCCGAAAACGUAUUUUUGUUAAUUUUGUUUCAUUAUUAUAUGCAAAAAACCCUUUCCGUUUUUCUGAGCAAAUGUGUACAGCUCCGACAUUUUUCUCUGGUCCCGAUCGAAAGACGUUCACUAAAACUUAUCUCUUUCCGCAAGGCUUGUUACAUCACUUCCCCCAUGCGUUAUUACAGAAAUUUUGCAAUAAAUUGAAAACAUCUCGCCGCGUUUUUUGAUCUUUCCCUUCCUCGCCAAAUUUCUUAUGGUUCGUUUUUCUACUAUUGACUCACUUCCACAUCUGACUUUCUGAUCAUCAUGUUCGAUUUUUUCCUUAUCACCUUAUCUCACCGUACUAUUCUUGCAAUGUGCAGGUAGUGUUUACCCAGUGUUGUUGUCAAUCAAAGGUUUUUGAUGAUCUUAUAGCUGCUUAUACGCAUCUUCGCUGUCAGGCCAAGAAAGUUUUAUUUAACAGUGGAAGUACCGCAAGUUCAGCGCUCAGGUUUUCUUUAAGUUUUGAAUACAUCUCGGGCAUAGGAAAUAAAUUAAAAUCUCAAAGUUUUAGCUAGCGUUUUAGAGAGCAGGCCGAGAUAUUCAACGAUCUUUACGCCCGAGAAACGCGGAGAGCGGUCACAGAGAAAUUUGCAGGUAACUUUUCGUGCCAAAAUUCGCAGAAAAGUGUUAUCUUUUUGCCAACUUUCGAUCUAAAAAUCUCUGUCGUUUCUGCAAAACGCGAGCCAGGAGUCUCGUUUGUCCUUACAAAAAUUAUAAAAAUUUUUGCCAAGUGUUACAAAAUCUUCAUACCGCACUUUGGGCACUUCCCCUGUAAGUUUUACAGCGGUUUGAUCUUCGAAGUUUGGUCAAAAUUUCCAGCAUUUUUUCUCUUAUGUUUAUAAAACGUCUUUAACCACGCGAUUCAAUAAUUUCUUCCCGACAAAAAAAUGAUUUGCUGAACGCUCGAGGUUCCGUUGAAUCUCUGAUUCUUUCGUCUGAUUUUUCAGGCAAGCGGACUAGGAAGGUUUAUUUUGCAAAUUGCUUGGGAAGCAAUGGGCCAAAAUUUGUGAAAACUGGAUGUUUUUACUUUACAACCUAUCUUUUUCUUUGCCGCGCCGUAUUUGUUGCAUUCUCGCCCUUGCGUUUCUUUGACAUCAAAAUCUUUCCCAAAAAUUUUUUUUCAGGGUUUCUCUACCGAGUUCCCAAAUUACAUCCCGAUGGGAUCGGUGGAAAAGAUCCCGGAAGAAGAGCUGCUGGAGAAUGGGGAAAUUGAUGAGAAAAGAGUUAGCUCACCGAUUGAUGAGAGUUUCUUCCCCAAGAAUUUGACUAUAUCAACCUCUGGAAGAGUAAAGAAAGUGUCGGCAUCAGUAAGGAAAAUUUUGGGCUUUUUUUAUUUAUUUUUUUAUUUUUUGAGAAGUUUACUUUUGAACUAUUUAUAAAUUAAAAAAAACGAAUUUUGUAAAAUAAGAUUUUAAUUUUUUUAGCAUUUGCAUCAAAUUCACUUGAUAAACCAACAAGGCCGGAGGCGCCUCUCGUCAAUUCACGAAAGCGCCAAUGAAAAUAAAGUAUUGGUUCUGUACACGGGCGGAACGAUCGGAAUGCGGACCAAAGACGGAGGUAAGAUUUUAUUCUUUCUCUCUGCUGCUAAAAUCGCAAAUUUACUUGGAUUCUGUUUAGUCUACUCACCGGAGCCGCACUUCCUUCCCAGCGCAAUACGAGCCCUCCCGCCGCUGAACGACGUCGAGUACGUGGAAAAACAUUACGAUAAAGCUGAGGUGAAGCCGUAUUGUUUGCCGCCGGUCAAGGGAUUCAACGAACGGGUUAUUUAUUGGGUAAGUUUAUGCGUAGUUCUUGUCGAUAGCCCUUGGACACGUCUUGCAACUAUUGAUAGCUUUGCUUUGUCUAAGCAUUCUUUUAUUCAGGUUGUCGAAUACGAGCCUCUUUUGGACAGCAGUGACAUGACAUUUGACGAUUGGAUUCGAAUUGCUCAUGACAUAAAAAAGUCCUAUCAACAUUACGACGGGUUUGUGGUGCUCCAUGGAACAGACACUCUAGCCUACACGGCUUGCGCUCUCUCCUUCAUGAUGGAGCAGUUGGGAAAACCGGUGGUCGUUACGGGCAGUCAGGUAUACAUUAUUCUUCGAUCAAAGUGGGAUUUUUUUGGAAAGCCUGGAUACAGCUACUUUUGAAUCGCGUUGUUUACGGCUUGGGAAACGAAAUGUCCAAAAAAAUUGUUAGUCUACUGUACAAAAACAAUCCCGAGAGAGCGAAGAACCUCUCUAUGGACAAUAAUCUCUAUACCAAAAGGAAUAAACUGCUAAGAGCAGAACUUAGAGCACGAAACUCCAAGCCCAAAGGAAGGCGAGGGAUCACAGCAAGGCUGGGGCUCAGGACCUCAGCCGUGAUUCGGUCCGAACGGUGCACCUGACGAAUUGUGCACCUGGCUGAACGGUGCACCUGGGCGAAUUGUGCACCUGGGUGAACAGUGUACCUGAUAUUUUCUGUUUUGAACAGUGCACCUAGGCGAACAGUGCACCUUGAAAUAAGUUUCUUUGUGUAUAAUUGAAGAAAAUUUGAAAGGUUUUCGCUUCGGGACAGGGAAAAGUUAAUUUUUUGGAAAAUUUUAACAAAAUUUAAAAAGUUUUCGCUUCGAGACAGGAAAAAAGAAUUUUUCGGAAUAUUUGAACAAAGUUUGAAAGGUUUUUGCUUCGCGACAAAGAAAAAUAUUUUUUUUGCAAAAUUUUUAAAAAAUUUGAAAGGUUUUUACGAAAAAAGAUUUUCGUAAAAAUUGAAUUUUAGCACAAAACAAAUUUUUUUUAUUGGUAAAAACAUGGUCCAAAAGACACUUGCAUGGUGUCACAAAAAAACUUCUGAGGACAAAAACAUGUCAUUAAACCAAAAUUAGGCAACUAAUUUUUACGUAUUCUGAAUCAGAAAAUUUUUGCAAAUUUUUUUGAUAUAUCUCGACCUGUAACUCCAGACCCCAUAGAAGUAGUUUCAUUGCGAGAAAAAAACAGCUUACCUUGAUCCCCUUGUCAUAUUUAGUUCUUCACAAAAAAAAUUGGUAAAAACGGCUUACCUUGAUCCCCCUUGUCAUAUUUAUCUUUUCACAUACAAAAAAAUGUUUUUUCCCUUUCCCGAAGCGAAAACUUUUCAAAUUCUUUUCAACUAUUCACAAAAAAUUCUUUUUUCCUUGUCCCGAAGCGAAAACAUUUCAAAUUUUUUUAAAUUAUUCACAAAAAGUUAUUUUUUCCCUGUCUCAAAGCGAAAACAUUUCAAAUUUUGUUCAAUUGUUCAUAAAAAAUCUUUUUUUCAAGGUGCACUGUUCGCCCAGGUGCACCGUUCGCCCAGGUGCACUGUUCAAAAUGUGUCAGGUGAACCGUUCGCUCAGGUGCACGGUUCGCCCAGGUGCACUGUUUGUUUCAGGUGCACUGUUCGGACACAACCCUCAGCCAUGAUGUCUCCAAUUGAAUAAAAAUGCUUUAUUUCCAAAGCAAACCAAAAAUAACAACAAUUGGGGGCGAAACCCCGAUGAGAGAAAAGAGAGGAGCCAUGGGCUCUACUCGUCCAUGGGGACGCCAUCAUCGUCGAAUUCGAUUCGACGGGGACGAUUCGGGGCGACUGCAGGCUGAGCAGAAUUGAUCCGAGACCUCAGCCAUGAUAAGUCUCCAAUUGAAUAAAAGCUUUAUUUUCAAAGCAAACCAAAAAUAUAACAAUUGGGGGCGAAACCCCGAGAAGAGAAAUUGGAGGGCGCUACUCCUCCAUGGGGGCGCCUUCCUCAUCGAAGCGGAUUCGGCGAUUCGGGGCGACGCGGGCUGGACGGCUGGCUGAAGCGGCUGGUCGGGCUGGACGGCCGGCGGAGCAGGCUGGGCAGGGAGCCGGCCCAACACCUGCUCCACAAUAUUGCGGAGGUCGCCCACCUGGGCCACGAGUUCCCUCAAGAGGGCGCCCUGGUCCAGGUGGGCUGGCCUGGCAGGGGGGCCGCCAAGGCGUCGCUCCAGCUGAUGGCACCAGUGCCUCAAAGUAGGCAGCGCUUGGCUGCCUACUGAGCCACUGGAUCCAGCAGCCGGAACAGUGACGGCCCCGCGAAAGACGGCAUACUCGCUGGCCGUGAUCGUGGCCCUGAUAGACUCACGAUGACGGCCAGCGCGUACACCCCUUCCGCGGCCUCACAGAUUCGUUGACUCGAGGAAUCGAGUGAAGACUGAGCAACGUCCCCGCCUUUUAUAGAUUCCGCCUCUGUUUUUAAGCUGGGGUAACUGCGCGUCUCUGGCGCCUUCCGGUCUCUCCUUUCCCAUGCUUUCUCAACAAAAUGUCGGUAACAGGCGAGAAAGAGGGGGAAAUGAGUAUACGAUGAAAAUUUUUUUCAAAUUGAAAAAAAUAAUGUGUGACAUCUUAUACGAUGAAAUUUUUUUUCAAAUUGAAAAGAAUAAGGUGUGACAUCUUAUACGAUGAAAUUUUUUUCAAAUUGAAAAGAAUAAGGUGUGAUAUCUUAUACGAUGAAAUUUUUUUUCAAAUUGAAAAGAAUAAGGUGUGACAUCUUAUACGAUGAAAUUUUUUUUCAAAUUGAAAAGAACAAGAUGUGACAUCUUAUACGAUGAAAUUUUUUUCAAAUUGAAAAGAAUAAGGUGUGAUAUCUUAUACGAUGAAAUUUUUUUUCAAAUUGAAAAGAAUAAGGUGUGACAUCUUAUACGAUGAAAUUUUUUUUCAAAUUGAAAAGAAUAAGGUGUGACAUCUUAUACGAUGAAUUUUUUUUUCAAAUUGAAAAGAAUAAGGUAUGACAUCUUAUACAAUGAAAUUUUUUUUCAAAUUGAAAAGAAUAAGGUGUGACAUCUUAUACGAUGAAUUUUUUUUUCAAAUUGAAAAGAAUAAGGUGUGACAUCUUAUACGAUGAAAUUUUUUUUCAAAUUGAAAAGAAUAAGGUGUGACAUCUUAUACGAUGAAAUUUUUUUUCAAAUUGAAAAAAUAAGGUGUGACAUCUUAUACGAUGAAAUUUUUUUUCAAAUUGGAAAGAAUAAGGUGUGACAUCUUAUACGAUGAAUUUUUUUUUCAAAUUGAAAAGAAUAAGGUGUGACAUCUUAUACGAUGAAUUUUUUUUUCAAAUUGAAAAGAAUAAGGUGUGACAUCUUAUACGAUGAAAUUUUUUUUCAAAUUGAAAAGAAUAAGGUGUGACAUCUUAUACGAUGAAAUUUUUUUUCAAAUUGAAAAGAAUAAGGUGUGACAUCUUAUACGAUGAAAUUUUUUUUUCAAAUUGAAAAGAAUAAGGUGUGACAUCUUAUACGAUGAAAUUUUUUUUUCAAAUUGAAAAAAAUAAGGUGUGACAUCUUAUACGAUGAAAUUUUUUUUCAAAUUGGAAAGAAUAAGGUGUGACAUCUUAUACGAUGAAUUUUUUUUCAAAUUGAAAAGAAUAAGGUGUGACAUCUUAUACGAUGAAUUUUUUUUUCAAAUUGAAAAGAAUAAGGUGUGACAUCUUAUACGAUGAAAUUUUUUUCAAAUUGAAAAGAAUAAGGUGUGACAUCUUAUACGAUGAAAUUUUUUUUCAAAUUGAAAAGAAUAAGGUGUGACAUCUUAUACGAUGAAUUUUUUUUCAAAUUGAAAAGAAUAAGGUAUGACAUCUUAUACGAUGAAAUUUUUUUUCAAAUUGAAGAGAAUAAGGUAUGACAUCUUAUACGAUGAAAUUUUUUUUCAAAUUGAAAAGAAUAAGGUGUGACAUCUUAUACGUUGAAUUUUUUUUCAGAUUGAAAAGAGUAAGGUGUGACAUCCUAUACGAUGAAAUUUUUUUUUCAAAUUGAAAAGAAUAAGGUGUGACAUCUUAUACGUUGAAUUUUUUUUUCAGAUUGAAAAGAGUAAGGUGUGACAUCCUAUACGAUGAAAUUUUUUUUUCAAAUUGAAAAGAAUAAGGUGUGACAUCUUAUACGAUGAAAAUUUUUUUCAAUUUGAAAAAUUGAGAAAUUUUUCAAAUUGAGAGCUUAGCACAUGUCGACGGUCAUUUUCAUUAUGUCCGGGGUUCAUUGCUGGCGCAGCGAACCAAAAAUCGGCUUUUAAGACGUAGUAAUAUAAUACAUGUAGUAUACCUAAUAUACAGGGUCUUACAAACAACGUGAAGGAAAGUGGAAGUCUAUAACUUCCGGCGGAGGCGGCGCAGAGACUUCGUAUUUGAAAUAUGUAUUUUUAAAAGACGUAAGUUUUUAUCUACGAAAUAACAAGCUUUUAUAGUGCAAACUGAGGUCGCUACGACCUUGUGAAGUAGAGGCAUCUCUACCCCGAAAACCAGGUUUUUUCGGUUGAAAAUGAUCGAGAAAUUUCGGACUCUUUCGGUUGAAAAUCACCAGGAAAUGUCGGAUUUUUUGGGGAUUUCUUGAUAUAGUCUUUAAGAAAACGUCGAAAAAAUUGCAAGUGUUGGCAUUUUCCUCCUCUUUUUCAACAUCACCCAUAUCGAAACCCCCUAAAAAAUCUGACAUUUCCUGGUGAUUUUCAACCGAAAAAGUUCGAAAUUUCUCGACCAUUUUCAACUGAAAAAACCUGGGGCUUGUCCCACUAACAAAGCGUAGCGCGAAUCACGAAUUGGAAGCGCGAAAAAUCAUGCAAAAGCGAGAGAGGUGAGAGAAAAAGCGGGCUCUCUCGGAAAUCCGCGCUACGGUUUUUUUGUGCAAAAUACCGAAAAUUUUUUACUUUUUUUGCCGUAACUCCUUUCAAUGAUGUCCGAUUUACAUGAUUUUAAAAACCGUGAACAAAGGAGACCCACAGCUUCUAGAAAAUGUAAAUUUUGUUUGCUUUAACGCGGAUUAAGGCUCCCCGCCAAGACGAAUUACAAUUCCCUCAUAGAGAAUCAUGAUUCGAAGUCAUAUUUUCAAAAAAAACUUAUCAUUAGCUAUUUAUCGUAACUUCCACAGCUCAUAUGCGAAUUUAUCAACCCGAGCUGCCCCACCCAAGCCCAAUUUUUGGUCUUCCCUUGCCAUAUGAAAACAACUUUUUUGUUAUAAAACGAAUUAUGACAAGGGGUGACUAAAAUUGGGUGUAAGAGGGGUAGUAUGGCUUGAAUAGUUUGUUUCAACGUCUCUGAGGAAUGAGUGGAGAAUUUAUCUAUAAUUUUUUUUCCAAAACAAACCUUUUUGUCACCGAGCAAAUUAUGACAAGAGGAGACCAAACAUUGGGCUUGGGAGGGGCAACCGGGUUGAUAAAUUCGCAUAUGAGCUGUGGAAGUUACGAUAAAUAGCUAAUGAUAAGUUUUUUUUGAAAAUAUGACUUCGAAUCAUGAUUCUCUAUGAGGGAAUUGUAAUUCGUCUUGGCGGGGAGCCUUAAUCCGCGUUAAAGCAAACAAAAUUUACAUUUUCUAGAAGCUGUGGGUCUCCUUUGUUCACGGUUUUUAAAAUCAUGUAAAUCGGACAUCAUUGAAAGGAGUUACGGCAAAAAAAGUAAAAAAUUUUCGGUAUUUUGCACAAAAAAACCGUAGCGCGGAUUUCCGAGAGAGCCCGCUUUUUCUCUCACCUCUCUCGCUUUUGCAUGAUUUUUCGCGCUUCCAAUUCGUGAUUCGCGCUACGCUUUGUUAGUGGGACAGGCCCCUGGUUUUCGGGGUAGAGAUGCCUCUACUUCAGAAGGUCGUAGCGACCUCAGUUUGCACUUUAAGAGCUUGUUAUUUCGUAGACAAAAACUUGUGUCUUUUAAAAAUUCAUAUUUCAAAUACGAACUCUCUGCGCCGCCUCCGCCGGAAGUUAUAGCCUUCUACUUUCCUUCACGUUUUUUGUAAGACCCUGUAAAAUAUAAAAGCAAAAAUGUUUUGAUGAGACCAAAUAUUUGGUUGCAGAUUCCAGUGGCCGAAGUUCGUUCCGACGGACGAGAAAAUUUGAUUGGCGCGCUGAUUGUUGCCGGUCAUUUGGAUAUUCCUGAAGUCUGCGUCUACUUUAACAAUAAAUUGUUGAGAGGAAAUCGGACAACAAAAUUGGAUAAUUGGGGACUUGAUGCAUUCAUUUCGCCGAAUAACAGCCCACUGGCUGUGAUGGACAUAUCAAUAGGCGGUAGGGUUAUUUUUUGGGAAAUUUGGUCCUGGAAGACUUUUUUGCUUGUAAUUUGGGAAAUAAUCGACCAAAAUUAUGUUUUUCGAAAACUUUUGGUCAGCUACGCCUCUGAUUAUGUAUCAUGACCAAAAAGUUGGUACUUCCCAUGUCAACUAUUUUCCAAGUUAUCAGCAAAAAACCUUAGUGAUCCGGCUGACAAUGAGCGUUUUAUAUAGCAACUUCAAACUCUAAAUAACAAAAAAUGCUUUCAGUAAAUUGGGAGAAUAUUUUCCGAUCCAAUCAAAUUGCCCCAUUCAAUGUUUGUGACCAAUUAUGCCGAAAUGUCGGGAUCCUGCGGAUAUUUCCGUCGAUUCCCAUCGAAUCCGUCCGAGCGGUGUUCCGCCCACCCACCCAAGGAGUUGUCAUUCAAGCCUAUGGAAGUGGGAACAUCCCAUUGCGGCGGCUGGACAUUAUCGAAGAGAUUACGAACGCGGUGAAUCGGGGAUGUUUGGUGUUGAAUGUGUCGCAAUGCCUGAAGGGGAAAGUGAACACAAGUUAUGCAACAGGAGCGGUAGGUGGUGUUGUUGAAAAGAAACUAUGGUGUUGCAAAAGUUACUGUUGUUUUGCAACAGGUUUUUUUUAUUUUUUUUUAAUAUUGCUCAAAGACCGAUGCUUUUAUUUUGAAAAAUUUUGCGCAUGUAUUCUCUCUAACUCACAUCAAUUCUGUAAAACUUUAUGUCUUGCUUUGCGGAGGCAGCAGAGACUUAACGAUCUUUCCCCCGAGAAUACGCUACACGGGAAAUACCCCUAGUGCGACGCUCAGAUUUUCUUUAAAUUUUGCACACUUGUCGGGCAUGGACUAAAUAUCAAUUCCUGAAAGUUUUAGCUCGCGUUUUGCAAGCGCCGCCGGGAUAGUGAACGACAUUUGCCGCCGAGAGAGUACGCCAAACGCGGAGAGCGGUCAGAUGAAAAACACUUUUUAGCCAUAACUUUGCUUGGUGCAGAAAAAAUUGAUUUUUUGUGGAAACAUUACCCUCUAUGGCAGAAAUAGGCAUAAAAACUUUUUGUGCCGAGAUUCAGCACAAAGUGUCAAAAUUACACCAACUUUCAAUCUAAAGAUCUCUGGUGUUUUUGCAUAGCGCGAGCUAGGAUUCUCGCAUAUAUUUUAGAUAAAAUUAUUCUAAAUUUGUACCACGUUUCAUCAAAAUCUGAGCGUCGCGCUUGGGGUACUUCCCCUGCAAAUGCAGAGAGAGGCCGGAGAAGAAAUGUUUUUUCCGCAAUACCUUGUCGGAUUUCAUGUGGAAAUUUUCAAACCAAAAAGGUCCUGAUAAACCUGAAAAUUCGCAAAAAUCGUUUUUUUCCCUUAAUGUUAUCACAAAAACAGCUGAAUAAAAAUUUGUAGAUACAGGGCAAUUUCGACACGUUGUUAUUUGACUUUCAAUGCUCCGUUUUCAGGUCCUGACCAAGGCUGGUGUUAUCUCCGGUUCCGAUAUGACAACUGAGGCGGCAUUGACCAAAUUGGCGUAUGUUCUCGGAUGCGAGUCAUCCAUGGAAGAGAAGAAAUUGAUGCUCAUGCAGAAUCUACGCGGAGAGUUGACUAUUCAACAGCCCACAGCGCUGAAUGAGCUGGAUAUUAGUAAGUUCCAUUGGAAAAGAAUGACCGCUACUCAUUUCGGGAAAAUUUUCUGUCAGAAAAAUUGAAUGCUUUGUUUGGAAUUAACCAAAUAGGUGGCCAAGAGCGUGAUUGGGCUGAAAGGUUGAGCCUGAACUCUACUCCUUUUCUAAACUUUCCCCCAAUCUGAACUCUACCCCUUUUUCAACUCUACCCUAAAAAAAGGCUGAACUCUACCCCUUUUUUGAUUUUCGCCAAAAAAUCUGAACUCUCCCCCUUUUUGAACACUCCCCCAUUUUGAAAAUUGAAAAAACGAGGUGUGACAUGUUAUACUAUGGAAAUUUUUUUCAAAUUGAAAAAAAACGAGGUGUGACAUGUUAUACGAUGAAUUUUUUUUUCAAAUUGAAGGUGUGACAUCUUAUUUUUUUCAAUUUGAAAAAAAUUUUCAUCGUAUAAGAUGUCACACCUUAUUCUUUUCAAUUUGAAAAAAAUUUCCAUCGUAUAAGAUGUCACACUUUAUUCUUUUCAAUUUGAAAAAAAUUUUCAUCGUAUAAGACGUCACACCUAAUUUUUGUCAAUUUGAAAAAAAUUUUCAUCGUAUAAGAUGUCACACCUCAUUUUUUCAAUUUUCAAAAUGAGGGGGAGUGUUCAAAAAGGGGGAGGGUUCAUUCAAGGGGUAGAGUUGAAAAAGGGGUAGAGUUCUGAAGGGGUAAAGUUCAAAAAGGGGUAGAGUUGAAAAAGGGGUAGAGUUCUGAAGGGGUAAAGUUCAAAAAGAGGUAGAGUUGAAAAAGGGGUAGAGUUCUGCCGCAACGGGGCUGAAAAUCUCAAAAACAGGGUCCGUCAUUGAAGAAAAUUCUAACGAAUUCUAUUUCCAGUUCCCCGACUUGCCAAAUAUCUUCAACUGACCUCAUCGCACGAACAAAACAUCCUGAAAGAAGCCUUAUUAACACCCUUGGUAUCGCAUGCCGCGCACACAAACGACACCCGACUAUUGGAGUCGCUGAGACUGAGCGGAGCCAACUUUGCGAACACCGAUUACAAUCGAAGGAAUGCUCUGCAUGUUGCUGCAGCCAGCGCGAAUUUGGAGAGCGUCCAAUAUCUUUUGCAACAUGGAGUGUCGGUGCAUGUUCGGUAAGAGUCUUCCACGUCUGUCAUCCCUGUAUUUUUCAGCGACGCCAAUCACGAAAACGCGCUUCAAGCGGCAAUUCAGACCAAGAAUUUGGAGGUUAUCAAAGCACUGCGGGCGGCGGGAGCUCAUUUGUCCGCUCAUAGUGUGCGUGUUGGAACGGAGCUUUGCUUGACCGCCAGUCAAGAGGACAUUGACGGUUUGAGGGCUUGGCUAGCCGCUGGCGCCUCACCGAAUGAAGUUGAUUAUGACGGACGGACCGCUUUGCAUGUGGUAGGUGGAGGCUUUGACUAUGUUUUUUGCAGUGGUCCGGGAAGAUUUAUUUCGCUGAUUAAAAAUUUGUGGGCCACAAAAAAGAGCCCUGUAGCUAUAAGAAUGUAAUUCUAGAAAAUUUUGAUCCAUUAUUUCUCAAAUUAUUAGCGAAAUAAACCUUCCAGGUCCAAUUGGCCCUUUCUUACAGGGGAAGUACUCCAAGCGAGACGCUCAGAUUUUGAUGGCACAAAUUUAGAAUAAUUUUUUCUGAGAUAUAUGCGAGAAUCCUAGCUCGCGCUUUGCAGAAACAACCGAGAUUUUUAGAUCGAAAGUCGGCGAAAAUUUAGGACUUUUUGCCGAAUUUCGGCACGAAAAGUUUCAUGCCUAUUUCAACCGUAAAAGAUAAUGUUUCUACAAAAAAUCAAAUUUUUCCGCGCGAAACUGCCAAAGUUAUGGCCGAAAAGCGCUUUUCUCUCUGACCGCUCUCCACGUUUAGCGUGCUCUCUCGGCGGCAAAAAUCGUUCGAUAUCUCAGCGGCGCCCGCAAAGCGCAAGCUAAAACUUUCAGGAAUUGAUAUUUAGUCCAUACCCGACGUGUGUGCAAAAUUUAAAGAAAAUCUGAGCGUCGCACUUGGAGUACUUCCCCUGUUAAUUUGAAGACAAGUUGAAAUAAAAUUAAUGUUAAUAAAAUUGAUUUUAAGGCAGUUCAUCGGAACUUGGAGAAAGUAGUCGUGUUCCUCUGUGAGAACGGCGCCGAUCCCACGGUAUUCGACAACCAAGGACGCCGGCCAAUCGACGAGGCUCAAAAUAUUGCUGUCAAGGAGCUGCUCAACGAAACAGCCACUCGAAUCCACUCAAACGGAGCAAAUCCAUGUUGUUAA
This is a messenger RNA of Bursaphelenchus xylophilus (pine wood nematode), 12625 nucleotides long. The record is from the annotation of a GenBank genome assembly. Lineage: Eukaryota; Metazoa; Nematoda; Chromadorea; Rhabditida; Aphelenchoididae.